Molecule: messenger RNA, 1359 nt
Organism: Colletotrichum abscissum
Lineage: Eukaryota; Fungi; Ascomycota; Sordariomycetes; Glomerellales; Glomerellaceae
Product: CFEM domain-containing protein
Exons: 8
Coding region: 1-1359 (452 amino acids)
Source: RefSeq, a predicted model, not a curated record
AUGUCUGCUACCCGUCUCUUCUUCUUGCUCGCUUGCUUCCUGGGCCUUGGAAGUUUCGUCGCCGCGUCAGAUAUCUCGUAUCAGGGCAUCCCCAGCUGUGCCAUGCAGAUCAAAUGUAUCUUCCAGGAGAUCGGCCAUUCGUCCUGCCCCUUAACGGAUCAAAAAUGCAUGUGUAACGAUAACGUUUUGGCGGGAUACGUGCAGGUAUGCGUCGAGGCAAAUUGCACUGUCAUGGAGAUGCUCGCGGCACGCAAUUCGUCAUUGGCUGCCUGUGGUGUUGCCCCUGCUCAGCAGGAUACCGUCAUGGCGUGGUUCAGGGCGGUUCUUUUCGCCCUACCAACCUUUUUCAUAAUCGUGCGAAUGGUGAACAAGUUUCUAAAGCUGUCGCCUUGGGGUUGGGACGACACAACCAUCGUCAUAGCCUAUGCCGUACUAGCAGCUUUUCUGCCAGCAGCAUAUCUAGCCGAACAAACUGGUGCAGGGAGAGAUAUAUGGGCACUGUCAGAAAACCAAAUUACUGAUUUUCUUUUGCUAUUUAUCAUAUUCGGUAUGCUCUAUAUGACCUGCCUAGCCUUUAUCAAGGCCUCGAUCAUAUUUCUAUACCUGCGAAUCUUCCCCGACGAAACCUUCCGCCGAAUACUUUGGUGUACUCAGCUGUUCAACCUUCUUCUUUGGAUCGCUUUCAUCGCCGGUACUUUCGGCUCUUGUCAGCCCUUGCACUUCUUCUGGCAUGGAUGGAAAAGAGAUAUGGAGGGCAAAUGCUUCAACUUGAACGCCUUUGCCAUGUGCCAUGGCGCAUUGAACGUGGCUCUGGAUGCAUGGAUGCUAGUACUUCCAGCAACUCAAGUCUAUUCGCUGAGAAUGCAGCGCAAACAGAAGCUGGGUGUGAUGUUGAUGUUCAGCGUAGGAGUUUUUGCCUAUCGAAUCAAGGCCCUUCUCAUCUUUGCGACAUCAUACAACGUCACAGGCAAGUCCGAAACAAGGGACUCACCGUCAGCUAUGCACAGUACUGACAGCAACCUCAGCCGACUCAUUCCAGAGCUCUCUCUGGUCCAACAUCGAGCUAUAUCAGCCAGAAUGUCUAGAUCAGCAAAGGGUUCACACUCUGCCAGCCAAGCCUCACGAUCGGCAGCGGACCCCAAUGAACGACCGCGACUCGUGUCCUACGAGGAGUCCUCGAUAGCGCAUCUAGUCGGAGACUUCAACGAUAUCGACCUCAAUAACCUCAGCGAUGCGAGCCCGAUGGAGAGGGACCCGCCGAAGACGCCUAAAAAUAAUGUCGUGUUACAGAAGGAUCCUGUAUCAGGAGGUUCAAGAAGUAGUGAUGGAGUCAUAAGCCAGAAGGGCUGGGAUGAAUGA